This is a messenger RNA of Scomber scombrus (Atlantic mackerel), 802 nucleotides long. It is a transcript of the gene dapl1b.1, whose product is annotated as death associated protein 1b. Gene Ontology annotation, molecular function: death domain binding. Gene Ontology annotation, biological process: negative regulation of autophagy; apoptotic signaling pathway; cellular response to amino acid starvation. The record is from RefSeq and is a predicted model, not a curated record. The transcript has 4 exons. Bases 59 to 409 code for a protein of 116 amino acids. Lineage: Eukaryota; Metazoa; Chordata; Actinopteri; Scombriformes; Scombridae.
AGUGGGCGUAGAGAGGAGUUUGUUGCUUUCUGUGCGUUUUUCUUUGCAAACUUUAAACAUGGUGCAGCAACUGUCCAAACCAGGAGCGAUGGAGACUCCUCUGCUGAAAGCUGGUCACCGUCCUGCAGUGAAGGCUGGAGGUAAACGGGUGGCCAAAAAAAGCUUGGAAGAGACUGGCAACCAUGGGACUACAGAGAAGGAGACAAAGAAGUCUGAUAAACUGAGCAGGUCCGUUGCCACCUCCAACAGGAUGCAACAAGUUGGUGUACUUCUGGCAGGAACUCUCGACAAGCUGAGCCAUGACUUUCCAGAGACCCCAGCAAGUGUGAGGCACAGCAAGGUGCUCCCCGUGGUGGAGAAGCACCACUCGCCCCGUUCGUUCUUCAUCCAGCAGCCGAGGAAGUGUUGAACGACAUGUUGAAGAAACGCCCUGAAGGGAUCCUCGUUAAGUCAACUGUGAAAGACAAACAUGAAGCGUUAGACACGUGAGGGGGCUGACAGGUUGUCUGUGAAGUGUCAGUGAUGUCAGACAUUUUAAAGAGAAACAUUAGCUUUUUUCUGCCUGUGCUUGUUUGUGAGGAUACUAUAAACCAGUCUUUCCUUGUGUUAAGAAAUAAAUGCUGUAGUUGUAUUUACCAGCUGAUGAAAAACACAUGGUAUUUGGGUAGACGUAUGUUUAAAGUGAGAGUUUGGGGGUUGUAAGGUGAGAGACUUUUGUGUCUUUGUUUUUUCAGUCAAACCUCACUAUGUAUUGCUUGGCACUUACUAGAUUUAAUAAAAAAUAUAUUGCAUGGCACCACUA